CGCAGUCAAUAUCACCCAAAUUUUGAAAUGUGGAAAGUUUUGAUGUUUCCUGAAUGAUUGAAGGUCUUUAUCGUUUACGUUUUAUGGGAUAGAGAAAAAAUAUCAAGAUGUCGAAGGGGCAAGUGGAAUAUCGCACGCCUGUGUGCAUUAUGAAGGGUCUGGAAAAACAAUUUCAAAAAAUUGAAAGAGGAUCAUGGCAACACAAACCGAUUCCGCUGGAGCCCCAGAUGACUUUCUUCAACAACAAACCGACCUACAAAUGGAGCUCCGAAUACGACCACUUUUUCGCUUAUACUAAAAUAUUCCCGCUCUGGGAUCGGAGGAAAGCCAAGUGCAAUGGAGUGUACCUGCCAGACAUACACGAAAAUACGUUUCAACAGGAAAAGGAGAAACCAGUUCCUGUUUUAACUAGUAUGGUAUACGGUCGACCUUGUCGUCCAUUUUACGAUCUUCAAGAAAACUACCGAAGGCAGCAUGCUACUAGCGAUUUCUACAGACCCAGAGGUGUCAUGAGAGUGAUUGAAAAAGAGCUCCAAUAAUGAAAAAAGCACUGAUGUU
Messenger RNA from Coccinella septempunctata (seven-spotted ladybird), 558 nucleotides. RefSeq lists its product as uncharacterized. Lineage: Eukaryota; Metazoa; Arthropoda; Insecta; Coleoptera; Coccinellidae. The transcript has 3 exons. The record is from RefSeq and is a predicted model, not a curated record. Bases 108 to 539 code for a protein of 143 amino acids.